AUGAUAGCACAGGCUCGUAAGAGGGAGAUUGAUAUGGAGAUGGAGAGGAAGAGAAAGCCAGAGUCGGUGUCUGGCACAAUGGGUUCGGGCAAAAAUCCUAAGCUAUCCGCUCACAGAUCUAGGGGACAGCAAAGCCACAAUCGGUGUGGCAAGUGUGGCAGAUUGCACGAUGAGGUGUUCAAGGCAGGGAGCUCCGGUUGUUUUAAGUGCGGCUGGACUGGACAUAUGAGUAGGGAUUGUACAGCUACUACCACCACCACCACAUCAUCUGGUCUGAUUUGCUUCAAUUGCAAUCAGAGGGGACACAAAAAUUCCCAGUGUCUAAUUUUAGCUUCGGUAGGGCAGGUGGCGGCACACGCUCCUACCACAUUGAGGAUUACAGACGGCCAUCAGGGUCGGGUUGAAGUGCUAGUGGCGAAGAGCAGAGCCUUCCAGUUGAUAGCAAAGGAGGCAAGAGCUGCUCCUAAUGUGGUUACGGGGUCGUUCCUAGGGAACGACAUCUCCUCUAUGGUAUUGUUUGAUUCGGGGGCAACCCGAUCAUUUGUGUCGCUCGCACUUAGCAAGCGGUUUAGCAGAGCUCCACGGGAGCUGGAUUGUCUACUUGAUGUUGAGAUAGCAGAUGAUAGGAUUGUCAAAGUUACGAGGGUUCACAGGGGAUGUGCACUGCAUAUGUUUCACAAGCAGUUCUAA
This is a messenger RNA of Lactuca sativa (garden lettuce), 690 nucleotides long. The record is from RefSeq and is a predicted model, not a curated record. Lineage: Eukaryota; Viridiplantae; Streptophyta; Magnoliopsida; Asterales; Asteraceae.